This is a messenger RNA of Effrenium voratum, 8852 nucleotides long. NCBI's taxonomy places the organism in Eukaryota, Dinophyceae, Suessiales, Symbiodiniaceae. The record is from the annotation of a GenBank genome assembly.
AUGGCGCAGGAGAACAGGGAGAGUGUUGAGCUCAAGGAUCAUACAGCCAUGCCUUGGGGGUCUGCGUUGGUCGAUUUGAUCAAGGAGGUUGCGGCUGAAGUCUUACAUGCGCCCGCGUCGUGGGUGCAGGCAGAAAGGCCCUUGAUGGACUUGGGCCUAAGCUCUGCUGGGGCUUUGUCCCUGGCACGCCUUCUUGGAGCUCGCCUAGGCACGCAGCUACCGGCAACUCUGGCCUUCGAUCAUCCCACCAUCAACGACAUGGCUUGGACAAUUUCUGAGUCCGGGACCAGGGAACCAGUGCUGGUGGCUCGGCCAGACAACCGCAACCCAUUCGUCACCUCGAGCUCUUGCAGAGUUCCUGGCGCCGAUGGCCUGGAUGCAUAUUGGCGUCUUCUCACAGAAGAACACGAUGCGGUUCAAGAAGUGCCUUUGCUGCGCUGGGAUCAUGAUUUGUACUACUCGGCCGAGGCCCCAAGAGGAAAGACCUACGCCCGCCAUGGCGGUUUCAUCGAAGGCAUUGACUUGAUUGACACCAACUACUUUGGCCUUGGGAUAGCAGAGGCGAAGGCUAUGCUUCCUCAGCAAUGCCUGGUCCUGGUUGCAAGCGAAGAAGCUUUAAGGGCAGAUUGCUUCACCAGAGGGGAAUUGAUAAACAGGCCUUUGAGCGUUUUCGCUGCUGUCAGUUUGGACGGGUUCCAGCUUGCUGUCUCGGAAGCCAGCGUUUAUACCGGCCCUGGCAUUUCGAGUGCCAUUGCAGCGAACCGGAUCAGCUAUGUUUUUGGCCUCAAGGGUCCCAGCAUGGCAGUGGACACAGCCUGUUCUUCUUCGCUUGCAGCCUUGCAUGCUGCCGUGUGGUCCCUGGAGUCGAACCGAACGGGUGGCAUGGGUGGCUUGGUGCAGGCAGCAAUAGUGGCGGCGGCAGAUGUGAUGCUCGGUGCCGGUAGCCUGAUGAUUCGCUCUGUUGCCGGUAUGCUCUCCCCAGAUGGCCGCUGCAAGACAUUCAAUGCCACUGCUGACGGUUACAUCCGUGGGGAGGGCGCUGGGGCAGUGCUGCUCAGGCACGGGCCUGGCGUGGAGCUCUGCGCUGUGGCCACCAAUCAGGACGGCAAGAGCGCCACGCUGACCGCGCCCAACGGCCCCAGCCAGGCGCUGCUGUUGCGCUCCGCGCUGGGCUCGGCAGGCCUCGACUCGGAUGAGGUGGGGGCCUUGGAGUGUCACGGCACUGGCACGGCUCUGGGGGACCCCAUCGAAGUUGGGGCCAUCCACUCAGUCCGCUCCGCGAAAAACGCGUUGGUGACUGAACGUGUUUUGUAUCUGGGCGCUGCGAAGUCCAACCACGGGCACUUGGAGGCCGCUGCUGGCUUCGCGGGGCUGAUGAAGGUGGCGGCCGCCUUGAAGUUCCGACAGGUGCCGCCCAACAUCCAUUUCAAGGAGUUGAACCCCCACAUCUUCCUUGGCUCCAGGUUGGCGAUUGCUGAGCACAGUGAUGUCAACGGGGCGAUGGGCGUGUCCUCCUUCGGGUUUGGAGGCACCAACUCACACGCUCUGCUCAGAGCACCUCAGCCGAAGUCCGUGCCCAGACGAGUGGCCUUGCUGUUCACGGGCAUGGGCAGCCACCUGCCCGGGAUGGGGAAGGAGCUCUACCACCAGGACGAGGCUUUCAAGAUGGCCUUGGACCGUUGCGCUCGGCUUUUGGAAGGGACCUUGGACCUCAUGGAGGUCCUUUUCUCACCAGAAGCGAUGCAGCGCUACGACCAGUCGAGCGUCCUGUCGCAGCUGGGGGUUUUCUGUUUGGAGUUUGCCCUCAGCGAGGCCUGGCGGGCCCGGGGCUUGCAGCCCUUCGCCGUGCUGGGUCACAGUCUUGGGGAAUACACUGCUGCAGUGGUUGCCGGCGUCCUCUCCUUGGAGGAUGCCUUGCGAGUGCUGGCAAAGCGCGGCGAGCUUCUUGACAAGCUGCCCAGCGAUGGCGAGAUGGUUUCGCUGAAAGCUUCGAGCGUGGCUGUGGAGAACGCGCUACGUGAGCUUACCGACCUGCCGGGCGCGGCGGUGAUCGCAGCUAUAAACACGCCAGAGCAAACAGUGAUAUCUGGGCACAAGGCCGCCGUGCAGCUGCUUUGUCAGAAGCUUGGCGCUAAGAGCACGGCCUUGCGCAUUCCUCGUGCGAUGCAUUCUCCGUUGAUGGCCCCUAUUCUCCCGGAGCUGGGGGACGUCCUCGCGUCCUGCAAGCUGAGCUUGCCCAAGGUGCAGUUUGUUUCGUGCUUGACGGGAAACGAGGCCUCCCAGGAGCUCCUGGAUGUCCAGCAUUGGUUGGGCCAAGACCAGGCGAAGCCCGUGCUUUUCUGGCGCGGCGUGGAGAAGCUGAUUGCCAUGGGGUGCGAUGCUUUUUUGGAGUUGGGGCCUCAACCAGUUCUGACACAAAUGGGCCGGCGCAUCAACCCCGAGAAGCUGUGGCUCAGUUCGUUGCAGGCCGAUGAGGCUGACAGCAUGCUGCACUGCGCCCGGGAGCUGGGGGUCUUGUCUUGCGACCGGCCCCAGCCUUUGAAGCCUGUGCGGUCCCUGCUCCACCCGCUGCUGGGGCGGCAGAAUGGGAACUGCUUUACGCUCAGCGGAGAAGCCAUGGGUCCUGACAGCCAGCGGAUGCGGCUCUUCCGACAGCACCAGGUCGGCGGGCGAGUUGUGGUGCCCAACGCCAGCCACUUGCUGCUCGCCGUGGCAGCGCACUUGCGCCUUGAAGCCUCGGCCGCCGUGGAAUUCGCAAACGUGAGCUUUGAGCAGGCCAUGAUGGAGGGCCAGGUGCAAUGCACCGCGCACCAGAGCUACACGGAGGUGGGUGGCGAUGGCUCCGUGUAUGCCAGGUUUGGGCCUUGCGAGCGGGUGUCGCUCGGGCAGUCCAGAAUCCAAAGGCUCCGAGGAUGGCAGGAGGCGUGCGACUGCCAGGUGGAGGGCGUGUACCAGCAGCUGCAAGAGCAAGGCUUGGACUACGGCGAGGCUUUCCAGACCUUGAGCAACGUGAAGAUGGGCAAGAGCGCAACGGAGGGAAACAUGUUCCUGGCACAGCUGAGGGAUCCGCCACGCAGCAGCUGGGAGAUGGCUUUGCAGCUCUUGCACCCGGCACUGCUGGAUGGAGCUUUCCAACUGGUGGCUUUGGCGAGUGCUCACUACGGCCAGCCCGCCUGCCUGCCAGGGGCCAUCAGCCGGGCAGUGGUUUCUUCAACAGCGUCUGAGCAACUUUGGGCUGGUGUAUUGGUGCGCUCCCACUCUCCAUUUUGCUCCGAUGUGGAGAUAUUUGAUGAGCAGGGCCAGCUUGUGGUGCUUCUGGAGGGUGUCAGCUCUUGCUUUCCCAGGAUGCAGCUUUUCACGCCAACCAGCAAAGAGCUCUCUGUAGGCAGCGCUCGAAUGGAGGCUGCAGGGGAAUGGAUCAGCGCCGUGGCAGCCAGCAUCGUGGGCCAUGCCAUCGAAGCGGAUGCGCCGCUCAUGGCCUCCGGCAUGGACUCCUUGUCCUCCACCGAGUUCCGGAACCGCCUCGUGGACGAAGGCGAGGGCCUCAAGUUCCCGAAGACGCUCAUGUUCGACUACCCCACCAUCGCAGCCAUCACGGAGCUGGUGCGCUCGCAGUGCUCGCAGCCGGGCGAGCCGGAGGCGGUCACGCGCAAGGUGAGCGCCCGUCAAUCCACGGGCUCGACUGCCGUGCACGGCCUUGCUUGCCACCUACCAAGUGGUUGGGGCCUUGACGAGUGCUGGUCCCAAUGGCUGGAAAGCAAAGAUGCCAUCAUUCAAAUCCCCUAUGCGCGGUUUGACCUCCACGAGGUCUACGAUGCAGAUGCGGAGGCGGCGGGCAACGUCAUGUACGUCCGGCACGGCGGCUUUGUUGACGGAGCCGAGCUCUUUGACUGCGGGUUCUUCGGAAUGUCUCCUGCAGAGGUGAAGUGCAUUGAUCCCCAGCAGCGCAUGGCGCUGGAAAUGUCGUAUAUCGCUUGCCACCAUGCCGGUCGCAGCAAGCGCUGGCUUUUGGGAUCCAACACCGGGGUCUUUGUCGGGCAGUGCAACAACGACUGGGCCAAGUUCUCCUUGGAUCUCAUCCCGACGCCUUACUCCGGGCCAGGCACCCACGCGUCCAUUUCCUCCGGACGGAUUUCUUACAGCUUGGGGCUGCGGGGCACCAGCGCCUCGGUGGACACCGCCUGCUCUUCAGCGCUGGUGGCCCUGCACUUUGCCUGCGCCGAGCUCUCCGGGCUCGGGCUCUCGGCGGCCCUCUGCACUGCUGUGCAGCUGAACCUCAUCGCAGAGCCCUUCAUAGUGCCCUGCAAGGCUCACAUGCUGUCCCCGGAUGGCCGCUGCAAGACCUUUAACGCUUCUGCCGACGGCUAUGCCCGUGGUGAAGGUUGCGGUUCUGCUUUUCUUGAGAAAGGUGAGAGCGGCCCCUUGCCUGUGGUUGCAGCCACGGCCUGCAACCAGGACGGGCGCAGCUCCACCCUGACUGCGCCCAACGGCCCAGCCCAGCAGGAGGUCAUCCGCCAAGCGCUGGGCCGUGCCGAACUGCUGGGCUCAGAGCUGGGCCUUGUGGAAUGCCACGGCACGGGGACCGCGUUGGGGGACCCCAUCGAGGUAGGCGCGCUGAAGGUGAUGCUGGGUGAUCGGGAGCGGCCCCUGCAACUGUGCUCGGUGAAGACCAACAUCGGGCACUUGGAGGGUCCGGCUGGCAUGGGUGGAUUUGUGAAGAGCAUGCUGGUCUUGCAGCACCGUUUGGCGCCUCCCAACAUCCACUUCGCAAAAUUGAACCCGGUCAUCGACUUGGACUUCCCUGCGGAGAUCCCCCUGACACCGCAGCCUGUGAACUUGCUCGCCUCCGGCCUCUCCUCAUUUGGCUUUGGGGGCACAAACGCGCACGUCACCUGCAAGGCUGGCGAGCACAAGGAGGUUGAGGUGAAGCAACGGCGCGUGGCGUUUCUCUUUACUGGCCAGGGCUCCCAGCGUCUCGGAAUGGGACAAGAACUGUACAGACGAGAGGAGUCUUUCCGAUUGGCGCUGGACCGCUGCGACGAGGUCUUGAAGCCCUUGCUUGAUGUGCCUUUGCUGGAUGUCCUUUGGAAGGAUGAGCACUGCGAUUUGCUGAACCACACAAAAUAUUCGCAGCCGGCUAUCUUCUCCAUCCAGUAUGCUUUGCUGGAGAUGUGGCGGCAGAAGGGUGUGGAGCCCUGCGCAGUGUUGGGCCACAGCGUCGGGGAGUUCGCCGCGGCGGUGGCUUCGCAGGUGCUGCCGCUGGCAGAGGCGUUGCGGCUGGUGGCAGCGAGGGGGCGCCUCAUCGCGGAGCUCUGUGAAGAUGAUGCAGGCGGUAUGACUGCCUGCUUCGCUGCGGAGGAGAAGGUGCUGCAGGCCAUGGCGCAGGAGGAUUCGGGCCAGGUGUCCGUUGCCGCAGUGAACGGACCGCAGCUGACUGUGGUGUCAGGGUGCCGGGCCGUGGUGAAGAAGGUGGUGGAGGCAACGGGCGCAAACCACAGGGAGCUGAAGGUCUCGCACGCAUUCCACUCGCCGCUCAUGGCCCCAAUGCUGGAUGCUUUCCGACGGGAGAUGUCUGGGACGCAGUUUGGGCAGCCAAAGGUGGCAUUCAUCUCGACCGUGACUGGCCAAGAAGAGACCGAAGCCAUCACUACGCCGGAGUACUGGGUGAGCCAUGCGCUACAGACAGUGCGAUUUGCCAACGCAAUGAUGUCUUUAGCUUCUUUAUCUUCAGACCAAGGGCCAGAAGCAUACUUGGAGAUAGGCCCCGAGCCUACUCUGGUCAAGAUGGGGCGCAGAUGUGUCAAUGCACUUCCCAAGGAUUGGCCUUGGCUGCACUCCCUGGAGAGCGAGAACCGCGAAGAGGAGUCGGUCCAUGCGGCGCUCUCCAUGCUGAGCCACCCGGCUCUGCGCUUCCAGCGGCAGGCCUUUCCUUGGCGGGAUGUGGCCCUGCGCUUGGUGAAGAACCGUCAGAGCGCAGACCGGGACUUCUUUGAGGUGGCCUUAAGGGGGGACCUUUUCGAGCUCGCUACAUCCCAGCAGCUGCACGGGCAGCUCGUGGUGCCUCCCGGGCUGUUGCUCGAGAUGGUUGCGGAGGCGGCACGAACGCUGGAGCGGGAGGUGCUGAUGGAGGAUGUGGAGAUGACGUGGCCCUUGGCUCUGGCCAAGGACGGUGACUGCGCAGAGCAUGAGGUGACCAUUGGUUUGGUAGUGAAUGACAAGCACUUCGAGAUACACAGCCGCUGCGUUGGCACCGACAAGUGGACCAAGCACUGCGUUGGCUGCUUGGGUGGCCCCGCGCCACAAACCGACCCGCAGCCAAAGCUUGAGGGAGAGCCCUGUGCGCUCUACUCCAGACUGGAGAGCUACGGCUUGCAGGUUGGGCCGCAGCUCCAGAUCUGCCAGCAGGCCGUGUUCCAAAACCAGGACUUGGUGUGCCGCCUGAAGUUGGACCUGUCUUCCCAGGGAUUUGUGGUGCACCCCUUCUUGCUGGAGGCCACGCUGCAUUCUGCGAUGGCCGCCGCGCAGUGCCUCAUGGUGUUUGCCGGUGUCAAGCGGAUUGCCAUCCUCGCAGAUGCGCCCAGCAGGGACUUGAUACUGCAGGUGUGCACCACGCACAGCACGGAGCAAGUCCAGGUCUGCACUUGCCAGGUCUUCGCAGAAGGCAAGCUGCUGUGGCGCCUGGAGGAUGUGCUGCUCCGCAAGGUGCUGCCAGAGCAGAUCCAGCGGGCCUUGGUUGCAAGCCUGCCACGCAGUCAGGUGAGCUUUUUUGAGGUGAAGUGGGAGGAGACCUUGGCCCUUGAUGCGUUUCAGCCCAAGCCCGGCGAGCGCUGGCUUUUCCAGGCGCCCACCCCUGUGCUGGAUAGCGCCAGGGAGUUGUUCGGGGCGCCGCAUAGCUUUGGGGAGCCUUGUAAAGGUGCGGAGGGCAGGUUCUCUCACUACAUCUACAUACCAGCAGAGGAGGACCCACUGGCGGCAUUGUGCACUGGCCUCGCCCUGAUUCAACGGGCGCAGGGCCACCGCAAGAAGCCGCAGGUGUGGUUCAUUCUGCGAGGCACGCAGGCCCUUCACCCAAGACUGAUGCGGGGCCACCCGCUUCCUUGGCACUCCGGGCUUUGGGGCUUGGCGCGGUGCCUUCGCUUGGAGGUUCCCACGUCUGUCUGCGGCUGCAUUGACUUGGGCCUCUGCAAGGAUGAGGAGGUGAUGCCCAGGCUGCGAGGCGCCACGGCCGCGCCAGAGCUGCUGCUCCACGAAGGCCGCUGCUUCGUGCCUCGCCUGGAGGACUCCACGGAGACCUUCCACGGCCUCGGCCUGCGCUUGGCGUCGGACGCAGCCUACGCCAUCACAGGCGGCACUGGCGGCCUGGGCCUGCGCUUUGCGCUCUUCCUGGCAGAAAGGGGUGCCAGGCACUUGCUGCUGAUGUCCCGUGGUGGGAAGAUAGCGGAUCCAGCAAGCUCUGACGCGGUGCAGAAGAUUAAAACCUUGGCUUCUGCGACUGUCGUGCGCUGCGACGUUGCGGACCCCGACUCCUUGGCCGCGUGCCUGCGAGGUGCCCAAGAAAGGCAGCCAGUCAAAGGUGUUCUUCAUGCAGCCGGUUUGCUGGACGACCACCUGAUCAUGGACAUGCAGCCGUGCCACAUAGCGCCCGUUUUGAAGCCCAAGAUGGAUGGCUCCGUGAACUUGCACACAGCCCUUGGUGAUGGCUUGGACUUCUUUGUGCUCUUCUCUUCGGUGGCCUCGAUGCUUGGUUCCGCAGGGCAGGCCAACUACUGCGCCGCCAACUCCUUCGUGGAUGCCUUCUCCAGCUUCCGGCGCGGCCAGGGCCUUGCAGCCACAGCCCUACAGUGGGGCCCCUGGGCAGAGGUGGGCAUGGCCGCCCGCAGCGGCACCACGGAGUCUGGCGGCUUCCUCCGCCAAGACCCAAACGCCAGCCUCCAGGCCAUGGCCUUGGUUCUCUCCACCCAGAAGCCAGUGGUGGGCGUUGCGCGAAUUGAUUGGGCGUCCUUCCUCGCAACGCAGCCUGAAGUGCCUGACUUGUUGGACAAUUUCAAGCACCACAAGAAGGAAGUGAUCGGCGAGGUGUCUGAAGAUCUGGUGAUCUCUACGAUCAAAGACGCUCUCUGCAACGUGUUGGGGCAUUCGGAUCUCGACUUCACGAUGCCGCUCAUGGACAUGGGCCUUGAUUCGCUUUCCAGCAUGGAGUUCCGGAACCGCCUGCAGGCCAGCGUCAGGGACCUCCGGGUGGCGCCCACCGUGCUCCAGGACUUCCCCACCUUGCGCGAGCUCGCGUCGCACGUGCUGGCACGCUGCGACGCCUCUCUCAGCCCCGGCAGCCCUUGCAGCCCUUGCAGCCCCAGAUCUGAGGAUCGGAUGCAACUUUGGGGUGCGCAGUCAAUACAAUACAAUGAUUCUGUUGUGGACAAUCCGCCCGCUCGCCCACGGCCUGCUCGGUUCGAUCUAUUUUCACCGAGCAUCCUGUUGGCAGGGCUUGGUGUCCAAAAAGCAGCAUAUCUGCACGAGUUUGCUGUGCAGCUGUUUUGGCGCAGUCCGGAUUCCAACAUGGCUCGGCACGGUCGUAUCCACUGUCACCGACAAGCCUCUGUUGCUAAGAUAGCUGUUGCUUCACACAACGAGCUCUGGAACUGGCAGAUCCUACAUUUUCAGGUGCCUUGGGCGUUUAUUUUCCCUUGACAGGUGCCUAUGCCGCCUUCUUGUCACGGGCUGGUUAUGAUAGACCGGGUUCGUUUGAGUUGGAAGCUUGGACGUUUGUUGGAUGGCAAAAAAGAGGUGCUGAUGGUUAAGAUCAUGACCACUUAUGACUUAUGACCCUCCGGAUUGAGCAUGUGAUGGUGACA